This is a messenger RNA of Trifolium pratense (red clover), 4405 nucleotides long. RefSeq lists its product as uncharacterized. Gene Ontology annotation, molecular function: metal ion binding; protein binding. The record is from RefSeq and is a predicted model, not a curated record. NCBI's taxonomy places the organism in Eukaryota, Viridiplantae, Streptophyta, Magnoliopsida, Fabales, Fabaceae. Bases 358 to 4119 code for a protein of 1253 amino acids. The transcript has 3 exons.
GAUCCGAAUUCUGACUUAAAAAACUCCCAGGGUUGUUGGGAUUGAACCAAGUGUAACCGCAUCAUUUAAUCAAUAAUACAAACCCCUUUGAGUUUUUACCAGAACAAUAGAUAACUAACAGGGGUGCAAAUAGAAACCGCAAGAAUAUAUUUGGGCUUGAACAAAAAGUAUAUAUAAUGUAAAAUCACCAUCACUCGCCGUGUAGAAACCGGAAUCAAUCAUAAUACUCGUUUUCGUUGCGUCAUCGUCAUCAUCGAUUUUCUUCUUCAUCAAUUAAUUCACCAUUUUUAUUUACUAUUUCACCAAUUUUCUACUUCAGAGACAACAACACUAUUGACACCGGUUCUCGAUCUUAAUAUGUUGGAGAAGAUCGGGUUGCCAUCAAAGCCUUCGCUUCGAGGGAAUACUUGGGUUGUUGAUGCUUCUAAUUGCCAAGGAUGUUCCGCAAACUUUACUUUCAUCAAUCGCAAGCACCACUGUAGAAGGUGUGGAGGCCUGUUUUGCAACAGUUGUACCCAACAAAGAAUGGCUUUACGUGGACAGGGUGAUUCGCCUGUACGUAUAUGUGAACCUUGUAAGAAGCUAGAAGAAGCAGCACGGUUUGAGUUGCGACAGGGACGCAGGCCUGGGAGAGGAAGCUUGAAAUCAGCACCUGAAGAUGAAAUUCUUGACCAGAUUCUUGGUAAAAAUGAUGAACUCCUUUCAUCAGGAAAGAAGUCAACCAGUGACAAAGGUCGUGGUGGCCAAAGAUCGGCCAGUGUCGCAUCUUCUUCAAACACUAAAGGACUUUCCAUUAAUGACGAUGAAGAUAUACAAAAGAUCGUAUCAAAUGAAACAACUAAUAGUUUAGGUAUUGAAGUGGGAUCCACCACUCCUGAUGAGUUACGUCAGCAAGCUUUGGCGGAAAAAAGUAAGUAUAAAAUUCUAAAAGGAGAUGGGAAAUCUGAGGAAGCCUUGAGAGCUUUUAAGAGAGGAAAGGAGCUUGAGAGGCAGGCAAAUGCUUUGGAAAUUCAGCUAAGGAAGGAGGCUCGGAAGAAGUUGUUGCCUUCAGGAAACUUAUCUGAUAUGCAUAACAAAGACAUUCCUGGAGAGUCCGACAGAAAAACAAAGUCACUUCCACGGACGGGUAAAGAUAAGGAUGAUCUUACUUCAGAGCUUAUAGAGCUGGGAUGGUCUGAUAAGGAUCUACACAAAGAAGAUAGAAAGUCGGCAAACUUGAGUUUGGAGGGUGAAUUUUCAUCAUUAAUUGGAGAAACCUUUGGAAAGACAGGUGAAGAAAAGGGCAGCAGGAUUGACAAGACUGAGGUUGUUGCUAUGAAAAAGAAGGCUCUAAUAUUGAAGCGUGAGGGUAAGCUUGCAGAAGCUAAAGAGGAAUUAAAAAGAGCGAAAAUUCUAGAAAAGCAACUGGAAGAAGAGGAACUCCUUGCUGGUGCUGAAGAUUCUGAUGAUGAGCUAUCAGCAUUAAUACGUGGCAUGGAUGAUGAUAAAGAAUUUCCUGAUCUGCAUGAUCGUGAGCAUGCUUUUGAUUUUGAUAAUCUCUUGAACAUUUCUGAUAAUCUUGACAGUAUUGUUGAAGUGACCGAUGAUGAUUUGAUGGACCCUGAAUUAGCUGGUGCUUUGGAAUCACUAGGUUGGACUGAACCUGAAAAUACAUUUUCCAAAUCUCAAACCUUUGACAAAGAAGCGUUACUUAGUGAAAUUCAGUCAUUGAAAAGAGAGGCUGUCAAUCAAAAGCGAGCAGGUAAUACUGAAGAAGCAAUGGUGAUAUUGAAAAAGGCUAAGUUAUUAGAAAGGGACCUUAACAAUGCUGGAUCUGAUGACGAUAGUACCAUGCUACAAAAAUUCACUCCUGUUAGGAAAAGUGAAAUUACUAGCAAUGAGAGAAAUAAUAAUGUCGCUAACAAUGCCAAUUCCGCGGUGGCACCAAAAAGCCGGUUGAUGAUUCAGAGAGAGCUUUUGAAUUCAAAAAAGAAGAUUCUCACAUUGAGAAGGGAAGGGAAAAUGAACGAAGCAGAAGAAGAAAUGCGGAAGAGUGCAGUUCUUGAGCAUCAGCUGACGGAGAUUGAUAAUGCUCCAAGCCAUAAAUCACCAUUGAUGAAUAAUGUCCUGCAUGCAACGAGUAGAAAUCAGCCACUUGAGGAAGGAAGUGAAGAUGAUGUAACAGAUAAAGAUAUGUCUGAUCCAACAUAUCUUUCACUCCUUACGGACUUAGGUUGGAAUGAUGACAAUGAUAAAUCUUCCAAGUCUUCAAACAAGCCUUCGAAAAAAUAUGAUGAUAAUUUUAUUCCAAUCAAUGAUACUUCUCUAAGUCAGCAUUCUACAAGUGUCCUUGUUGAAGCACCAAGAAGAAGUAAAGCUGAACUUCAGAGGGAACUCUUGAGCUUAAAAAGGAAAGCCCUUGCUUUAAGGCGGGAAGGGAAAGCUGAGGAUGCGGAAGAAGUUCUUAAAACGGCCAAAACAUUAGAAGCCAAGAUAGAAGAGAUGGAUGCUUUGAAGAAUAAAGUGCAGGUUGAGGCUCCUGCAAAGAAAGAACGCUUCAAUUUUCCAGUUGACAUGGCAGUUGAUGAAGAAAGGGAUGUGGUUGUUUCAGAAGAGGAUAUGCUUGACCCAGCAUUGAAUUCACUGCUUACUAAUCUGGGGUGGAAGGAUGAAGGAUUUGAGCCUGUGAAGGAAGAACCAGUUAAGGAAGCUACUAGCACCAUUACAACUUCAAGGAACAAAGGAGAAAUUCAAAGAGAACUCUUAGUAUUGAAAAGGAAGGCUCUUGCUUUGAGGCGCAAGGGAGAAAUAGAAGAGGCUGAUGAAAUUUUAAAGAUGGCCAAGAAUCUCGAAGCUCAACUGGAAGAUUAUGAGAGCCAGAACAAGGACUUGUUACUGAAUGCUUCCAAGGAAAAAAAAUCUGUUCCGUAUGAAGCAGCAAUUGGCUUAGAAAGAAUCAACGAUGAAACAAAUAUUCCACUUUCAAGGAAGUCAGAUAAUUUAAGCCCUGCAACCUCUAAUUCUGCAGAUGAUAAACAUCCAAUAUCUUCUCAGGUGAGUGCUUCAAGUGAAAAUCUUGCAAAAAGGAUGAAAGUGGAAAACAUCAUUGGUCAUAGCUCCUCAACUGGCCACUCUAUGCAUAUGCCAGAUUUACUUACUGGUGAUGAUUGUAGCAGUUCUGAAGUAUUGUCUAAAAAAAACAAAGAAUAUAAAGUUGGCUCUGCUAAUUCAUCUCAAACAGGUCCUACUAUUGGUUUGGACUCCUCUGUGAAUCUCAGCCAAGAACUGAUAUACAAAAGCAGUGUUGCAACCCAAAGAAUAAAAGUGACUGAUGUUGAUGAAAAGCCAAACACAAAUCAGUCAAAUGCCGUUCCAGAUUAUGCUUCUCAGGAUGACCUUUCCUUGCGCCAAGAAAUUUUGGCUCAUAAAAGGAAGGCAGUUGCUUUGAAAAGAGAAGGGAAACUAACAGAAGCCAGGGAGGAGCUCCGACAGGCCAAGCUGUUGGAGAAGAGAUUGGAGGAUGGAAGUACACAGCCAAACACUGCCUCCACUAGCAAUGAGGAUGGAAGUACGCAGCCAAACACUGCCUCCACUAGCAAUGUUUCCAAUGCAUCAAAUGCUGUGCCAAAGAAACAAGAUUCACCGAAUGCUGCUGUAAAACCAUUGACUAGUCGUGAUCGUUUCAAGUUGCAACAGCAGUCUCUGGCACACAAACGUCAAGCCUUAAAGCUACGGAGAGAAGGCCGAACAGAGGAAGCAGAAGCUGAGUUUGAACGGGCAAAGGCAAUUGAAAACCAGUUGGAGGAGUUGGCUGCUCAUGAUGCCAAUAAGUCAGAUACAGGAGAUGAUGUGAGUGUUGAGGAUUUUCUUGAUCCUCAACUCUUAUCUGCUCUGAAAGCUGUUGGACUUGAAGAUGUAAGUGUUGUAUCUAAGAAAAGCCCUGAAAAACAAGAGUCUGUGAAACCCGUUGCCAAAAUUGAGAACUCUAACCAAGAGAAAAUUCAGCUAGAAGAAAGAAUCAAAGAAGAAAAACUGAAGGCGGUCAGCUUGAAACGAUCAGGAAAACAAGCUGAAGCUUUAGAUGCUCUUCGACGUGCCAAAAUGUAUGAAAAGAAGCUGAAUUCAUUAAUAUCUGGAUGAUGAUAAAAUCAAUAUUGCUACUUCAAGGUGCAAAGACCUCCUUUGUUCAAGCUGAUAGUUUUUCUUCUUUUUAUUAGCUUAAUUUGUGAAUUUUCAUUGAAGGAGGAAUAGAAGGUGCUAUAUUAUGUUCAUAAAUAUUGAGGAAUACACACACGAUCAUUCACUAGUUUUUCAAUUUUCAUCUGAAAAUUGUAAAUGUGGUUCUAAACAUGAAGAUAAUGAAUGUUGUAUAUGUUUAUGUGUUGUUUUAAAUAAGUCAAUUUCUACAGCUGACAUAUUGCAGGAA